Molecule: messenger RNA, 314 nt
Organism: Racocetra persica
Lineage: Eukaryota; Fungi; Glomeromycota; Glomeromycetes; Diversisporales; Gigasporaceae
Source: the annotation of a GenBank genome assembly
UUUACGAAAAAUGAUGUAGAAGCACUGAGAGUGAAAUUUCAGCCAGCAUCCGAAGAUCUCGUUAUUCCUAAUGAAAAAAUCGAAGAUUUUCCAGAAAACUAUAUUUGCCCCAAAAUAAAUAGAGAUGUGCUCGAUAAAACAGAAUUUAAAGUUCGAGAAAUAAGUGAUUUUUCCGAUGGGUUCGUUCAAACCUUCUUUGAUAAACUACAUAUCGUCACGAGAAACCCACCAGGAAUACCUGAGUCCAGCACUGAUGACUUGGUUGCUGAUCUUCUUCGUAUCGUUCGGCUGAAUUAUUAUCCUUUGAAAAUAAC